Molecule: messenger RNA, 3432 nt
Organism: Ceratotherium simum simum (southern white rhinoceros)
Lineage: Eukaryota; Metazoa; Chordata; Mammalia; Perissodactyla; Rhinocerotidae
Source: RefSeq, a predicted model, not a curated record
UUUUCUGCCCAGCUCCUACCCACUACUCUAUCCUUUCAUGUUUCUCCAUCUUGCUACAUUUCUGACAGUUGUCACUUAGCUAAGAAGUAAAUACAAGCUAUCAGUCCUUUCUCCAGCUCCUAAUGUUCUGGAUACAAGUAACAAGAUAAAGCAAACAGCACAACAUCCUAAAAUAAAUCUAUCAGAAUGACACCUUCUCAGGUUACCUUUGAAAUAAGAGGAACUCUUUUACCAGGAGAAGUUUUUGCAAUAUGUGGAAGCUGUGAUGCUUUGGGGAACUGGAAUCCUCAAAAUGCUGUGGCUCUUCUUCCGGAAAAUGAGACAGGUGAAAGCUUGUUAUGGAAAGCAACCAUUGUACUCAGUAGAGGAGUAUCAGUUCAGUAUCGCUACUUCAAAGGGUGCUUUUUGGAACCAAAGACUAUCGGUGGUCCAUGUCAAGUCAUAGUUCACAAGUGGGAGACUCAUCUACAACCACGAUCAAUAACCCCUUUAGAAAGUGAAAUUAUUAUUGACGAUGGACAAUUUGGAAUUCACAAUGGUGUUGAGACUCUGGAUUCUGGAUGGCUGACGUGUCAGACUGAAAUAAGAUUACGUUUGCAUUAUUCUGAAAAACCUCCUGUGUCAAUAACCAAGAAAAAAUUUAAAAAAUCUAGAUUUAGGGUAAAGCUGACACUAGAGGGUCUGGAGGAAGAUGACGAUGAUAGAGUAUCUCCCACUGUUCUUCACAAAAUGUCCAAUAGCCUGGAGAUAUCAUUAAUAAGCGACAAUGAGUUCAAGUGCAGGCAUUCACAGCCAGAGUGUGGGUAUGGCUUACAGCCUGAUCGUUGGACGGAGUAUAGCAUCCAGACAAUGGAACCAGAUAACCUGGAACUAAUAUUUGAUUUUUUUGAGGAAGAUCUCAGUGAACACAUAGUUCAGGGCGAUGCCCUUCCUGGACAUGUGGGUACAGCAUGCCUCUUAUCAUCCACCAUUGCUGAGAGUGGGAAGAGUGCUGGAAUCCUUACUCUUCCCAUCAUGAGCAGAAAUUCCAGAAAAACAAUAGGCAAAGUGAGAGUUGACUAUAUAGUUAUUAAGCCAUUACCAGGAUACACUUGUGGCAUGAAAUCUUCAUUUUCCAAAUAUUGGAAGCCAAGAAUACCAUUGGAUGUUGGACAUCGAGGUGCAGGGAAUUCUACAACAACUGCUCAGCUUGCUAAAGUUCAAGAAAAUACUAUUGCUUCUCUAAGAAAUGCUGCUAGUCAUGGUGCAGCCUUUGUAGAAUUUGAUGUACAUCUUUCAAAAGAUUUUGUGCCUGUGGUGUAUCAUGAUCUCACCUGUUGUUUGACUAUGAAAAAGAAAUUUGAUGCUGAUCCAGUUGAAUUAUUUGAAAUUCCAGUAAAGGAGUUAACAUUUGACCAACUCCAGUUGUUAAAGCUCGCUCAUGUGACUGCACUAAAAUCUAAAGAUCUGAAAGCAUCUGUGGUUGAGGAAGAAAAUUCUUUUUCUGAAAACCAGCCAUUUCCUUCUCUUAAGAUGGUUUUAGAGUCUUUGCCAGAAGACGUAGGGUUUAAUAUAGAAAUAAAAUGGAUCUGCCAACAGAGGGAUGGAAUGUGGGAUGGUAACUUGUCAACAUAUUUUGACAUGAAUCUGUUUUUGGAUAUAAUUUUAAAAACUGUCUUAGAACAUUCUGGGAAGAGGAGAAUAGUGUUUUCUUCAUUUGAUGCAGAUAUUUGCACAAUGGUUAGGCAAAAGCAGAACAAAUAUCCCAUAUUAUUUUUGACUCAAGGAAAGUCUGAUAUUUAUCCUGAACUCAUGGACCUCAGGUCUCGGACAACCCCCAUUGCAAUGAGCUUUGCACAGUUUGAAAAUCUGCUGGGGAUAAAUGCACAUACUGAAGACCUGCUCAGAAACCCAUCCUACAUUCAAGAGGCAAAAGCUAAGGGACUAGUCAUAUUCUGCUGGGGUGAUGAUACCAAUGAUCCUGAAAACAGAAAGAAAUUGAAGGAAUUUGGAGUUAAUGGUCUAAUUUAUGAUAGGAUAUAUGAUUGGAUGCCUGAACAGCCAAAUAUAUUCCAAGUGGAGCAGUUGGAACGCCUGAAGCAAGAAUUGCCAGAGCUUAAGAGCUGUUUGUGUCCCACUGGUAGCCGCUUUGUUCCCUCGUCUUUGUGUGGUGGGGAGCCUGACAUCCACAUGGAUGCCAACGGCAUUGAUAACGUGGAGAGUGCUUAGUUUUUAUUGGGCAGAGGCCAUUGUGGGGCAUGCACUGCUGUUCUGGGUAUUCACUUUUCAUCGUUGAAGCGUUGUUUUUCUAUGCCUUUUAGGUUUCUUGGUCCAAUGAAGCAAUAAUGAAGUAUUUUACUAUUUCACUACUGUUCUUGCUAGAAUUUCAAGUAUGCUAUUUAAAUCACUUGGCCAGGUAUAAUUACCAGUCAGUCUCUUUACAAUGAGAAAAUUUAUUGGUUGGUAAAUAUUUUAAACUAAAUAUGUAAAUGUAUACUCUUAAACAAAUGUUCGUUAAAAGCAUAGCACUUUGAAAUUAACUAUAUAAAUAUAUCAUAUUUACACUUCUUACAGCUUUUCAUUUGAUCAGGCCUGAUAUAUUUAGCACUUGAGGAACAUGACUAUGCAUAAUUAUACCUGACCAUGGAAGAAAUAAGUACCUCAAAUGCAUGCGUUUGCACUGGUGAUUCCAACUGCACAAAUCGUUGUGCCAUCUGUGUAUAUAUGUAUUUUUUACAUGUUACAUGCACAUAUACCAUUUCAUUCAGUAUGAACUUUGAGGCUGCUGCUGUUUUCCCACGUAACCAAACCAACACCUGUGUAAACAGCCUGGAGGUGAUCCUUAAAAACUUGUUUCAUAAGUCUUUCAAAAGUUGUUUGGCAUAAAUGUUAAAAUUUCAAAAUGCUGCAGGGUAAUUUAAUGUAUAAAAUAUUAGAAGUAUGUAUUGCAUAUUUAGUAGAGUAGAUCAUAAUGUAUAGAUUCUGUUCAAUGCAUGCUUUAGGUUUUAAGCAUGAGAUUGUACAUGUUUACUGUAAGUCCUUGCAUCUGUGGUGCUAGGUGAGUGUGAGAAGGUGUCAAGGACUGGAGAUAUUUUGUUGCCUAAAAAAAGCCUGUUUGUAGGCAUUUUGAAUAUGCUUGUUUUAAGUGUCUCUCACUACCUAUUACACACAGUUGCUUUGUGGGUUUGUUUUGUGUGUGUGUGUGUUGCACAGUCUCCAUGCAGAAAAAUAAAUGUCCUGAAUUCUCAUAUUGGUAUUUUUUAUUGGUUAAUGUAUAUCAUGCAUGUAAUUUAUUUAGAAAUGUAGAAGAUCCUACUAAGUGUAUAUGCAUGUUUUUAGGAUUAUUCUAAGGUUUCUUUCAUUAGAAGCAGAUUGUUUUGGCAUAACUGUAACUUAAGAAUGAAUGUUAAAUAAAAUACACAGAUUUAUUUUCUUCAUUAUAAAAUGUAAUUU